Molecule: messenger RNA, 3043 nt
Organism: Antechinus flavipes (yellow-footed antechinus)
Lineage: Eukaryota; Metazoa; Chordata; Mammalia; Dasyuromorphia; Dasyuridae
Gene: AGT
Product: angiotensinogen
Exons: 4
Coding region: 502-1986 (494 amino acids)
Biological process (GO): regulation of systemic arterial blood pressure by renin-angiotensin
Molecular function (GO): serine-type endopeptidase inhibitor activity
Source: RefSeq, a predicted model, not a curated record
CACAAUGAUAUCCCUAAAUAAAUACCAAUAUGCUAUGGACAGGGAAAAUUUCUUAACAUUAAGAUAUUGGUUUUUAUUAUUUAGCAUUUUAUUUUUCACCAGUUACAUGCAAAAGCAAUUUUUAACAUUCAUUUUUAAAACUUUGAGUUCCAGAUUCUUUCCCUUCCUUUCCCCAGCCCCCCUGACUAAGAAGACAAGUAAUUUGAUAUACAUUAUAUACAUGUGUAUAUAUGUGUAGUCAUGCAUUACAUUUCUAUAUCAGUCUUGUUAUAAAAGAAAACACAGACCAAAAAACAAAACUCUAGAAAAAUAAAGUAAAAAAAAAGUUUUAAUCUGUAUUUAGACACCAUCAUUUCUUUUCCUGGGGAUGGCUAGCAUUUUCCAUCAUAAAUCCUUCAUAGUUGUCUUGGAUCAGCAACUCAGUUUUUUUGACUCCUAAUUCACUCUUUCUACUAUGCUACACUGGGAAGCCUCUCAAAGAACCCAAUCUAUUGCAGACACAUGAUAAUCAAUCUUCUUUACCCCUUUCCAAAAAAUGUCAUUUCAGGAACAGCAGCAAUUGUACUUGUUGGUAGCACCUAUUUCAGGAUGUUACUGAGAAUCACUACCAUCCUAUUGGUCUGGACUACCCUGGUGGUCAGCGAGCGGGUAUAUGUGCACCCGUUCUACCUCCUCACCUAUAACCAAAGUAGCUGUGAUGAGCUGAACAAAGUGAAGGAAGAGACCUCUGAAGAACAGACCUUCACUCCUGUCCCAAUACAAGCGAAGACAUCCCCUUUGGAUGAGAUGACCCUGAAAGACCAGUUGGUAUCUUUUGGCCAAACUCUAGAUUCAGAGGACAAGAUGAGGUCAACUGAAGUGGGGUUACUGCUGAACUUGGUGGGUUUCCGCAUGUACAAGAUGCUGAGGGAGAUGAUGACCCCAGUCAAUGGAGCACUUCUCUUGUCCCCUUUUGGUCUCUUUGGAACCCUUUCUUCCUUCUACUUGGGUUCUGUGGACCCCACAGCCAGUAACCUCCAGACAUUUCUGGGUGUCUCUUCACAAGAUAAGAGCUGUACCUCUAAACUGGACGGGAACAAGGUCCUGUCUGCCUUGAAGGCUGUCCAAAGCCUCCUAUUAGCCCAAGAAAAGAAGGGCAGUUCCAGUCUGCUCCUGACCACAGUGGUGGGCCUGUUUACCUCCCCUGACCUGCGGCUACAGCUGUCAUUUGUGCAGGGCUUGUCUCCCUUUGCCAAUGCUGUCUAUUCCCGCUCUCUGAAUCUGGCCACAGACCCAGAACUUGCUGCAAAAAAAAUCGACAUGUUCGUUGGGGCUGUCACGGGAUGGACAAAGAAAACUCGGCUGACUGGGAUUGGCUUAGACACCACACUGCUCUUCACUACCUACACACACUUCCAAGGAGCAAUAAAGGGAAUCUCUCUGUUGGCAGAGCCUCAGGUAUUCUGGAUAAACAACACCACCAGCAUAUUCGUGCCAAUGCUUUCAGGGACAGGUAUAUUCCAGUAUGGAAAUGACAUCAGCAACAAUUUCUCUGUCAUUCAAAUACCAUUUAAUGAGAAUGCCUUCAUCUUACUGAUUAAGCCUCAAGAUGCUGAUCUAGAAAAAAUCGAAGAUUUUAUUUUGAGUCAGGACUUUUCAAGUUGGAAAAAACAUUUGUCCCCCAGGAAGAUCCAUUUGACCCUGCCAAAGCUGGUACAAGAGAGCACCUAUGACCUGCAGAAACUGCUUACUUACACCAAACUGCCUAAACUGCUUGGAGAAGAGGCAAAGCUGAGCAAAAUAAGUAGUGCAAACCUCAAAGUUGGAAAGGUGAUGAAUACAGUUCUUUUUGAACUGAAAGAGAGUCAGGAAGAACAAGAAAAGCAGAGUCAAGGCGUUUCCUUGGAAGUGAAGCUGGAUAGUCCAUUCUUUUUUGCUAUCUACGAGAAAGUAUCAAAAGCCUACCUUUUCUUAAGUCGUGUGACAAACCCACUGACUGGUGUUUGAGAUCCCAUGAUUGCACACAUCCCCAUAACAGAAGUCAAAUUAGAGGAUAAUCCUAAACGUCCAUAAGAUUGAAAACUGUUAUUCCCCUGCUGACUUCAAGGCUCUGUCAAACUAUUGCCAGUAACUCAGAACAGCAGCAGAUGGCAUAAACACUAAAUUGUCACCAAUUUCCACUUUUUCUUCUAAUUAUUCAACUGUGAGCUAGUGGGAAGACCUUUUUCCUUAGUAAAUAGGAUAAUUAGUAGCUUGAACUUGUGAUGGCAUAAAUAAGCUUCAACAAGAUUCCUUUUUAAGAUCCAGUAUGUUCCAUAUUGCUGCUGCUUUUAGCAAGAUUUUGAGAAUUGUAUUUGGAAAUUGAAAAGAUUCAUUUUUAGAGAAGACAAUUUUGGUCUUAAAAUUAAAAUAUUGCUUGCUGCCUAUAUCCAGACCCCUUCUAUUUCACAUUUAUGAAAGUUAUUAAAAUGUAGUUGGAAAAAAAGGCUCUUUAUUUUAACAACAAAAAAAAGUUGGGAUAAGUAUGUGUGCUAGAAAACCAGGAGAAAAUCCAUAAAUUCCUUCAUGCAUGCAAACACAACGCCAUUAGUGAUUUUAUUUUAUGCUACUAAUGAAUAAGUUUUGCUUUAUUUAAAAAAAAAAAAACUUCACCUUUCACUUAGUAGCAGCCUACACAAAUAAUAGGCUAGCAGGGUGUUAUGUUACAUAUGUAUAUAUAAAUAAAGGUGCUCUAACAUAUUUUGUAUGGAAUAUCUGUCUCUGGUAUCUAAUCAGUCUCUAGGAACUGUUUUCAGCAAUGUAUGAGUCAAGUCACCUCCCAUAUUUAAGAAUAAUGGCUGACACAAAGCUGAGUUUCUUUCUGUGGGAAAAAUCUUACUUCAUACUGUACCUGAAAAUUGAAAAUGGAAUGUGAUUUCAAGAGUCCUGAUGAAACAGGAUCUGUUUAUUUUGCAGUAAGGUGUCAGAAGAAUCAACAUUUAAAGACUGUUGCUUGUAUUUUAUAUGGGAGAUAUUAUCAAUAUGUAGCACAAGUCACAAAUAAAUAUUCACAAGUUGCUUUCUA